AUGGCCCAGUCUACGCCAUCGACUGUCCAAGAGCUCGCUCGUCGAUUCAGUCGCGACACUCUCCCCUAUUCAGACCACAAGACGGCAUUUGGAAGCAAUGAUCCCGAAUCUCCACUUAACCCAUUCAGCAAGAGGUUCAAUGCACGUGCAUGGGCUACAGAAGUUGCUAAGUUGGCGGCAGACAGAGGCCAGGAGUAUCGUCGCGUUGGUCUGUGCUUUCAAGACAUUAAUGUCUUCGGCUAUAGCACCGCAACAGACUUUCAGAAGACGGUUGCAAACAUCUGGCUUGCUUUGCCAGGGAUGAUUGCUCGUCGGCUCCUGCCCAGCGUCACUACUUCGGGGCAGACGCGAGUAAACAUCUUACGAGGGCUCGAUGGCAUACUACUGCCGGGGGAAAUGUGUGUGGUGCUAGGCCCCCCUGGUUCUGGCUGCUCAACUUUUCUUCGAACCAUCUCUGGGGACCGCAAUGGCAUCCACGUUAACCAGGAAUCGUAUCUAAAUUAUCAAGGGAUCUCGGAUCGCGAGAUGCACACAGCUCACAGAGGUGAUGCGAUCUAUACGGCGGAGGUUGACGUUCAUUUUCCUAUGUUAACGGUUGGGGAGACCCUCACGUUUGCCGCUUCUGCACGCUGUCAAAGGGAACUGCCGGAUGGCGUGACUCGAAAAAGCUACUGCGAGCAUCUGCGUGACGUCGUUAUGGCCAUGUAUGGCAUCAGUCACACCGUAAACACCAAGGUUGGAGACGAAUUCGUUCGUGGGGUUUCUGGAGGCGAGCGCAAACGUGUCAGCAUUGCCGAGGCCACCCUAGCAUAUGCGCCUUUCCAGUGCUGGGACAACUCGACGCGAGGUCUAGACGCUGCCAAUGCCGUCGAGUUCUGCAGAACGCUGCGCCUGCAGUCAGAAUUAUUCGGCCAGACCUGCGCGGUGUCGAUGUAUCAGGCACCCCAAAGCGCAUACGAUCUCUUUGACAAGGCUCUAGUUCUCUACGAAGGGCGGCAGAUUUACUUCGGACCGGCUAAGCGGGCCAAGGAGUACUUCAUCGAUCUCGGCUUUGAGUGUCCAGCUCGUCAGACCACGCCAGACUUUCUCACCUCCAUGGCUUUCCCUGCAAAGCGCGUCGUUCGCGCGGGAUGCAACCCGCCUCGAACAGCAGACGAAUUUGCAGCUGCCUGGAAGAGGAGCGUGGAGUAUCAAGCACUACAGGAGAGCAUUGAGCUUUACAAGGCCCAGCAUCCAAUCGACGGCCCCGACACUGUCGCCUACAGACAGCUGAAGCGGGCUUGUCAAGCCAAGGGGCAACGUCUCAACUCGCCUUAUCUUCUCAGCUACUCCCAGCAGGUUAGGCUGUGUAUGUGGCGAGGAUGGAGACGCUUCUGGGCCGACCCUGGUCCCUCUGUGUGGGUGAUGGUUGGGAAUGUGAUAAUGGCCUUGAUCAUGUCCUCCUUGUUCUACAACCUAGACCAGACGACGGCCUCAUUCUACGGGCGGGCCGUCGUCCUCUUUAUGGCUAUUCUUUUCAAUGCAUUUUCCUCAAUUCUUGAAGUUAUGACUCUUUAUGCUCAACGACCGAUCGUCGAAAAGCAAGUCCGCUACGCUUUCUACCACGCUUCUGCCGAGUCGUAUGCUUCGGUCCUGGUCGACUUGCCCAUGAAGAUCACAGGCACGGUCUCUUUCAACCUCGUGUUUUAUUUCAUGACGAAUCUCAAUCGAACCCCCGGCAACUUCUUCUUCUACCUGUUUGUGGUUUUCUUGAACGUUCUAGCCAUGUCGGGGGUCUUCAGAUUCAUUGGCGCUGUCUCUCGAACAGAACAACAGGCAAUGGUCCCCGCGUCCAUCUUAAUGCUUGCAUUGCUAGUUUUCACCGGCUUCGUGGUCCCCAUUCGUUACAUGCUGUCAUGGUGCCGUUGGAUCAAUUACCUCAACCCUGUCGCUUACGGGUACGAAUCGCUGAUGGUCAACGAAUAUCACGCGCGGAACUUUACCUGUUCUUCAUAUAUCCCAAGUUACAACUCUGCCGGUAGCACAAGUGUUGCCUGCAAUGCGGUAGGUGCGGUGCGUGGCCAUGACUACGUGAACGGGGAUGCGUAUAUCAAUUCAGCCUACAGCUACUACCAUGAUCACAAGUGGCGCAACGUCGGGAUCAUUAUCGCCAUGGCGAUCUUCAACCACUUGGCUUACUUCCUCGCGAGUGAGUACGUCACAGCCAAGAAGUCCAAAGGUGCAGUUCUUGUCUUUCGUCGUGGGUUCGUCCCUCGAUCUCUGCGCUGGGGUAAGUCAGAUGCCGAAGCAUUGCCCUCAGGCCCCGUGACGACGUUACUUGAAAAGCCCAGCAACCACUACCGACCCAGCCACGAGCCGGCAUUCCGGGGCUCGAGAGGCGUGUUUCACUGGAGUGAUGUAUGUUAUGACAUCAAAAUCAAAGGCAAGCCCCGCCGCAUUUUGGACCAUGCGGAUGGCUGGGUGAAGCCAGGCACCUUGACAGCCCUCAUGGGCGUAUCCGGGGCUGGUAAGACCACUUUACUGGACUGUCUUGCGGACCGCCGCGCAGGGGUGGGAGAGUUGACUGGAGAGAUGUUGGUGGACGGAAGGCUGCGUGAUAAGAGCUUCCAGCGCAAGACUGGUUAUGCGCAGCAGCAAGAUAUACAUCUGGAGACGACCACAGUGCGGGAAGCCCUUACCUUUUCUGCUCUUCUUCGCCAGCCAGAGAGUGUUCCAGAAGCGGAGAAGCUUGCUUAUAUUGACGAGGUGAUUGAGCUUCUUGACAUGCAGGAAUACGCAGAUGCUGUAGUUGGCGUACCUGGGGAAGGACUAAAUGUUGAGCAACGCAAGCGUCUGACGAUUGGGGUUGAGCUCGCUGCGAAGCCACCUUUGCUCCUGUUUAUUGACGAGCCUACAUCAGGGCUGGACUCUCAGACCAGCUGGGCUAUUCUCGACCUCCUCACCAAACUCUCCAAGGCCGGUCAAUCGAUCCUUUGUACAAUUCAUCAGCCUUCUGCCAUGCUAUUCCAGCGCUUCGACCGUCUGUUGCUCCUUGCUGAAGGGGGGAAGACGGUGUAUUUUGGUGACAUUGGACCCAACUCCCAGGUCCUGGUAGACUACUUCGAGACCAACGGGGCAAAGCCUUGUCCGCACGAUGCCAAUCCAGGUGAAUGGAUGCUGGAGGCCAUUGGGGCUGCUCCUGGCAGCGAGUCGGAAGUCGAUUGGCACGAAAUCUGGCUCUCCAGCCCCGAGUACCGCAACGUUCGGGCCGAACUGGCGCGACUUCGGUCGUCCACCACGACUGACCCUUCGGUCAAUGAUGAUGAUGACUCGGCUUCGUAUCAAGAGUUCGCCGUCUCUACGUGGUAUCAGUUCGUUCUGGUCGCCCAGCGCUCCUUCAAACAGACCUGGCGCACUCCUUCGUACAUUUACUCGAAGCUCUUGCUCUGCACUGCCACCAGUCUGUUCAUUGGUCUGGUCUUCCUGGAUUCGCCGCUCAGUAUCCAAGGACUGCAGAACCAGAUGUUCGCUAUCUUUGAGCUCAUGAGCAUCGUUGGGCAAUUGGCGGAUCAACAGUUCCCACACUUCAUCGCGCAGCGUUCGCUCUACGAGGCGCGCGAGCAGCCAGCAAAAACAUACAGCUGGAAAGUAUUCAUGCUGAGCCAGAUUCUGUGCGAGACCCCCUGGUAUACACUGGCCUCAGUGCUCAUGUGGGCGCUGUUCUAUUUCCCGGUCGGGUUCUACCGUAAUGCCGACGCAGCCGGUGAGGGCACAGAAAGAGGCGCGCUGAUGUGGCUCCUCUUCUGGGUUUUCCUGCUGUGGGUGGCAACCUUUGCGCACCUGUGCAUCUCGUUCGCAGGAUCGGCCGAUGAUGGGGGCAAUAUCGCCAACUUCAUGUUCGUACUAGCCUUCUUCUUCUGUGGUGUGCUUGCAUCGCCAGACCAGAUGCCCCGGUUUUGGAUCUUCCUCUAUCGCGCCUCGCCCCUAUCAUACUACGUGUCCGCUGUGUUAUCUACCGGUCUCGCCAAUGUGAAUGUGACAUGUGCCAGUAAUGAGUUCACCGUGCUGGAUCCUCCGUCCGGCCAAACGUGUGGCGAGUACCUGGCUGAGUAUAUUUCCACGGCCGGGGGUUACCUGCUAGACACAAAUGCCACGAGCGACUGCCAGUAUUGCAAGGUCAAAGAGACCAAUAAAUACUUGGCAGCAAUUCAUUCCCGUUACAGUACUCGUUGGCGCAACUUUGGCAUCAUGUGGGUGUACGUCGCCUUCAACGUGUUAGGGGCCUUGGUUUUGUACUGGCUGGCCCGAGUGCCCAAGGCAAAGAAGGAGCAGAAGUCGAAACCACAGUGA
Messenger RNA from Aspergillus homomorphus CBS 101889, 4329 nucleotides. Its product is annotated as ATP-binding cassette transporter. Gene Ontology annotation, cellular component: membrane. The record is from RefSeq and is a predicted model, not a curated record. Gene Ontology annotation, biological process: transmembrane transport. The coding region runs from base 1 to 4329 and encodes 1442 amino acids. Lineage: Eukaryota; Fungi; Ascomycota; Eurotiomycetes; Eurotiales; Aspergillaceae. The transcript is spliced from 6 exons. Gene Ontology annotation, molecular function: ATP binding; ATP hydrolysis activity; ABC-type transporter activity.